AUGGCGUCGAAGCAAUUUCUCCCGCAGAAGCAAGACACACAGCCGGGCAAGGAGCAUGUUAUGGAACCAACCCCUCAAGCCACCUGCCCUCACCAUAAACCCUCAAGAAAGCUCGAGGGGAAGGUGGCCCUGGUGACUGGUGGCGAUUCGGGAAUUGGGCGAGCAGUUUGUUACUGCUUUGGAUCAACGGUGGCGUUCACUUACGUAAAGUCACAGGAAGACGAGGACGCUGAGGAUGCCAAGUCUCCCAGUGCAAGAAAUCCCUUGUGCAUUCCCCCUGAGCUAGGGUUUGAGGAAAAUUGCAAGAGGGUAGCGGACCCGGUCAUCAAUGCAUUUGCAAUGAAUGCUUACAAGGGGAACCCAAAGCUGCUGGAUUACACUUCGACAAAGGGAGCGAUCGUGGCGUUCACUAGAGGGCUGGCUUUGCAGGUGGUUAAGAGCGGUAUACGUGUCAAUGGUGUGGUCCCUGGGCCCGUGUGGACAUCACUCAUACUGGCCUCGUUCGAUCCGAUCCGAUUCGAUCCGCAGGAGGUUGAGACCUUCGGUGUAGAGGUGCCCAUGGGAAGGGCUGCACAGCUCCCCUCUUAUGUCUGCCUUGCAUCUCAGGACUCCUCAUACUACACUGGUCAAGUCCUCCAUCCCAACGGUGGCGUCAUUGUGAAUGGGUGA
Amborella trichopoda is the source of this 669-nucleotide messenger RNA. RefSeq names its product glucose and ribitol dehydrogenase. Lineage: Eukaryota; Viridiplantae; Streptophyta; Magnoliopsida; Amborellales; Amborellaceae. The record is from RefSeq and is a predicted model, not a curated record.